Aspergillus melleus is the source of this 3997-nucleotide messenger RNA. Its product is annotated as ketopantoate reductase family protein. Gene Ontology annotation, cellular component: cytoplasm. The transcript is spliced from 6 exons. Gene Ontology annotation, molecular function: oxidoreductase activity. Lineage: Eukaryota; Fungi; Ascomycota; Eurotiomycetes; Eurotiales; Aspergillaceae. Bases 649 to 2787 code for a protein of 712 amino acids. The record is from RefSeq and is a predicted model, not a curated record.
CAGGUUAAAAAAAAAAGAAAAAGAAAAGGGAAAAAAAGGAAAAAACAAAAAAGAUAACUCUCAGUCAGUCACCAUCACUCCAUAAGCUCCUCUCUCUGGGCUGUUUUUCGGCCUAAAAGUGACCCAUUCCAUCGUGCUUUCAACUCCCCCUCUCUCUAUCUGACUGACUGAUUGAUUGAUUCAACUGAACUGGACUGGACUUCUCUCCUCCUCUCCUCCUCCCCUUUCUCUAAUCCCUCCCCUCCCCCCAUCCCAUCCCAUCCCAUCCUCUCCCUAUCUCUCUCCCCCUACAACAUUUUCACCGUUCCCUCCUUUCGUUUUCCUUAUCCCUUUUCUACUUUCAAUUUGGUCUUUUUCGUUUUUCUCUUUUAGUGAUUCCCCUUACCUUCGUUUUUCUUGAAUCUUUUUUCCCUGCCUUCCCGCCGCCUGGACCCUGCUUCUCUCUUUUUUUUUAUCGUUUCCAAUUUCACGUCCUUGACCAGCCCUGCUUCGGUCGCCAUCCUGCGUUCGUUGAUCUCGUGGAAGUUAUCGUCAACCGCGCCGUAUUAUUGCCGUUGAGGAGUUUCCUGGCCCCAGCCCAAACGGUCCAUCGAUUCUUUCGACUUUUUGGCUGGCGGGAAAGCUUCCUUCCAUUUCGGUUCGAUCAUCAUGGCUCCUCCGCCGCGCUUGCGCAUUUUAUCAGUCGGGAGCAAUGCUAUCUCGGCCUUCCUUUCCUGGAGACUUCAGGCGACCACUUCAUGCGACGUGACGCUGGUUUGGAAAUCGGGGUUCGAGGCUGUGGCCCAAUACGGUGUUUCUUUCAAGUCGAAAGCAUUCGGCAAUGAACGGUUUAAGCCGCGACAUGUGGUCCGUACGCCGGAAGAAGCUGCGUCUCGAGAAAAUGCCUACGACUACGUUAUCCUAUGCGUCAAGGCCUUGCCCGAUGUCUACGAUCUGGCGUCCGUCAUCGAAUCCGUCGUUACCCCUCAACACACCUGCAUCCUCGUGAACACGACAAAUACCCUGGGAGUCGAGUCGCAUCUGGAGCAGCGGUUUCCGACCAACGUCGUUCUUUCGCUGGUUUCGGGGGUGGAGAUUUCGCAGAUUGGAGCCAGCGAGUUCGAACACUUGAACUCGUCCGAUAUUUGGAUCGGUUCCACCAACAAGCAGACCAACGUCCCCAGCUCCAUCCAAGGCGAUAUGGCCGCCGCGCUCGCGAUGACCCUGGGAUCGGGGCAGGUGAACUGCACAGUAUCGAAAAAUAUCCGCCAGGAACAGUUUGAGCGUAUGAUCGGACCUAUUGCAUUUUAUCCCACUAGUGUAAUGUUUGAAACUUCCAACCACACGCAGCUUCUCGAGAAGGUUGGCGUGCGUCAGCUAGUGACGGGUGUCGUCGAAGAGCUUAUCGAGCUGGCAAAAGCGAACGGGUGUUCCUUCCCCAGUGAUUUCAGUGAAAAGACGAUCGCGAGCAUGACGGCAAGCGGAUCACCGAGCGCAAUGUAUCAGGAUUUCCAGUCCCGACGUCCGAUGGAAAUCGAAACCUACUUGGGAUCUCCCAUCAAACUGGCGACCGAAUCCGAAGUCCGGAUCCCACGCGUUGAGACUCUUUACGCAGCGCUUCAUCACAUCAAUGCCACCAACCUCAGCAAGCCUCGCGAAUCUCCACCCCCCAUGCCGGCUGCCGCAGCUGCUGGAGCCCCUGUUCCUCCGGGCCCGCCUCCUCGAAUGUCGUCCGCUCCCCCUCCGAGAGCAAUGAUGAAUGGGCCUAUGCGCCCGGGCCCCGGCGGGAGAACGAGUACCGGUAUGCCAAUGCCCGGAAGACGGGGACCCCCUGGACCGCCGAUGCCUGGGAUGAUGAGACCCCCCAGUGCCCAGCCUCAAUCGGCUAAAAUGCCUCGCGAGCCUUCUUUGGAGGGUCUCGAGGAGUUCAGCCACCUAGUCGUCUAUGACGAUGGUGCGGCUGCGGCCGGUGAAGGUGGCAUGCCUCACCAGAACGGUAACGGUUUCCCCGAUAUGCCGCCCGGCGGUCCGGGAGGGGCUCCGGCCGAUCUGGCGUUGAGAGAACGCGAAUUGGCGCUUCGACAGCGCGAGCUGCAGAUCCGUGAGCAAGAAAUGAUGAGUAUGCGGCGAGGCCCCCCUCGGCGAGGGCCCCCACCCAAGGCCGCCUUCGAUGAGGAGGAUGAAGAUGACUACUUUGAUCCCAUGGACGCCCUUCCCAUCCCUCACAUCGACCCCGACAGUGUGGAUAUGAUGAGCAUCACCUCCCGCAAAGCCAAGAAGGCCCCGAGCGCCAGCCAAUUACGCAAAAACCCGGAGAUUGGCACGAUGCCCCCGCCUCCCAGUCGACCGGGCUCCUCUUUCAGCCGGUAUUUCGGUGGAGGAAGGAAACGUGCGAGCGACCGGAUCAUGCAGGAGAUCCCUGGACUUCAUGAUUCGUUGAUGGACAAUCCCAUGAUGGCGUACUCAUCCAACCGUUACGGUGCAGUGGACAGGAAUCAUAUGUCCGCGGGAUCGCGUGCCAAUUCCCUGACGGCCAGCCGAAUGGGCGACUUCCCACCGCACCCUUACCCGCAAAGCCGAAGGAAUAGCAAUUCCCCCGCGACUCCCUACGGUCCUGGUGGCCCUCGGAUGGGCCGACCCGGGACCGCUCAAGACCAGCACCUAGGACCACCCAAUGGCCCUCCUCACGGCGGCCAACCGUCGCCGCCCGGACAGAUGCGAGCGCCUGUACCCAGGUACCCACCUGGACAAGGUAAUGCGGUAGGUCCGCAACAAGUUGAGCAACAUUAUGGGCGCGGAGAGUGGUGAUAGCGGGGCCAGUGCGAACCUUGAUUCCGAGAACUCGGCGCAUAGUAGCCAAACUAGCCUAGGUGCUCAGCCACCAGCUGCCAUGCCCGUUCGUUGAGAGAAAAAACAGUUCUUUGAAAGACGAUAUCGGCCCUCGUCUCCCCCUCCCCUCUCCCUUCGUUACCCAUAUUGCCAUGUCUUUUGCCUCUCCUUCGAUAUCACGGCCGAGCUAGCUCUCUCUGUCCAUCUCUCUCUCUCUCUAUCCCUUCUCUUCUUUCUCCUUUAAGGAUACCAGCCACUCAUGUCUGUUCUAUAAUGCACUUGUCUGGUUUUUCUUUCCAAGAAAGCCCCCCCUUCAUCUGAUUUGUUUCCUUUCACAAGAAGCAUCUUUUAAUCCCCUGUUUGGCAAAAGGAGGGCAGGCGAGGGCUCGAAUUUUAUAACUCUGUUGUUCAGUUCUUUGCAUAUACACAGGGGGACAUAAGGGGCACAUUUUUUCUCGAUUCAUGUUUUCCUUUCUCUCUCUACCUUGGAGUGGUCGGGCGCGUUGUGUGUGUGGGAUUCUUUUGCAUGUGGUGUUUCGCUUGCCUUUUUCUUUUUUGUCUCUUUCUCUUACCCUUAAUGAGGGCGAGCAAGGAAGCUCGACCCGACAAAUACGAAUCGUCAUCUUGCUUAUGACCGCCUCAAACGUCCAUAAUUGCCCACCGUGCAUUACAUGCUUUUCCUUUUGUUUUCUUGCAUGAAAAGAUCGUUGUACACUAUUUACCAAAGGCGCCGCAUCUUUUACCGAGCUCAUUUUGCGUGGAUUGAUCCAUCAACUUGACUGGUUUUUGUGACAAUGCACCCGCAUUCCUUUGUAUCUUUCCUUUAUCUACUUAUUGUUCUAUUCAAGGUCUGUGAUAGCUGCAGCGUUGAUUACUGGUUCGGCAUAAAAAGAAAGAGAGAACAAGUUGUUUGAUUCAGUGAUUGAGUGAUUUGAAUUGGUUGGGUGUGGUUGUCAGUAGCAUAAGGCCAUGGCAUCAUCCUGCGUAUUUUAUAGAGACGUGAGAAUGUAAGAAUCUUGAUUGACAGUUCUGGAUUGGUUCCAUUUUUAAUAUUUGUAUUGCAUUGUAACCAGAACUGGCAUUUGUGUUACAAGUAAAGUAGUGAUAAGUACAGUAGUGGUUGAUAUUCAAAGUACCUAGACUGGUAGAUCCUGCACGUGACCCCCACUGUAAAGUAAACAAACAUCCG